Messenger RNA from Phycodurus eques (leafy seadragon), 974 nucleotides. It is a transcript of the gene cryba1a, whose product is annotated as crystallin, beta A1a. Bases 80 to 670 code for a protein of 196 amino acids. Gene Ontology annotation, biological process: lens development in camera-type eye; visual perception. Gene Ontology annotation, molecular function: structural constituent of eye lens. The transcript has 6 exons. NCBI's taxonomy places the organism in Eukaryota, Metazoa, Chordata, Actinopteri, Syngnathiformes, Syngnathidae. The record is from RefSeq and is a predicted model, not a curated record.
UGUGGAGCCCCCCCUCCCCUGUGAACUACUAUUCUUUUGGGGCCUGGUCAGGUAAAUCUCCCCUACGAGACGCGAUAGCAUGGCUCUGAAUAACCCCAACCCACUGGGACCAUGGAAGAUCACCGUUUAUGACCAGGAGAACUUCCAGGGAAAGCGUCUGGAGUUUACCUCCUCCUGCCAGAACAUUAUGGAGUCUGGCACUGACAACAUCCGCUCCCUGAAGGUGGAGUGUGGAGCUUGGACAGGAUAUGAGCACUCCAGCUUCUGCGGACAGCAGUUUGUGCUGGAGAGAGGAGAGUACCCUCACUGGGAGUCGUGGAGUGGCAGCAAUGCCUAUCACACUGAGAGGAUGAUGUCCUUCCGCCCCAUCUGCUCUGCUAACCACAAGGAGUCUAAGAUGGUGGUGUUUGAGAAAGAGAACUUUACGGGACGCCAGUGGGAGAUAAAUGAUGACUACCCAUCACUGCAAGCUAUGGGCUGGGGAACCAAUGAGAUUGGAUCCAUGCAAGUUAAGAGUGGCGCCUGGGUGUGUUACCAGUUCCCUGGUUACCGUGGUUACCAGUACGUUCUGGAGUGUGAUCGCCACGGCGGCGAGUACAAACAUUACAGAGAAUGGGGCUCCCAUGCUCAAUCGUUCCAAGUGCAGUCACUGCGUCGCAUCCAGCAAUGAGACCGCACGUCUCCUUGACCGAAAAGCUCCACGCCUUCCUCCUCUCCCUACUUCCUCCAUAAUCAUUCCAACAUUCCCUGGUGCGUUGUCACCAAAAUGUCUGCCGCACUUCUGCUUUGUUCUGUUGCUCCAUGGAAAUUGAAAUAAGAGAGAUGACUGAAUGGAAUAAACGAUAAUGAGAGGGAGAAAGAGAGCAGCAGCAGCAGAGAAAGGCUGCUGACCCCCUGAGAAGAGAGGGGAAAACUGAGGGUGUCUUGAGAUGUCUGUGAAGUUGUGAUGUCAUUCACACCCACCGGAAAAGAAA